CUAUUUCUAUGAGUCUCUUUCUGUUUUGUAGGUAGGUUCGUUUGUGCCAUGUUUUAGAUUCACACCUAAGUGUGAAUCAGCUGUCUCUGAAGAAUGGUUUCUGAUUAUAUCUCAUUAGCCACCGAGCUGUUCAAGGGGGUCUAGGAAAUUCAUAUUUUUUGGCUUCGUUACUUUCCCACCUCAGCAAUGUAAGAAUUCUGGAAGUACAGAAAUGGAAAAAUUGUACUUUUUGCCCUAAGACCCAAAUUUCCUGACCCUAAAUCCAAAGUUCUGUCCACUACCUGCACUGCCUGUGGUGACCACGGACAGAAUGUCCCAAACUCCUGACCACUACCGUAUCCCCUGACUCUAACACAGAGUCAGGGCUACACUGAACGGUCCAACAUCCAGAGUGUCCCACUGCCCAAGCGUUGGUGCUGUGCCAGGGACCCAGGAGAAUAUCACAGGGCCAACUAAGUCCUGACCCCAUUACCUCCUCUCUAAGAGGUGCUGUCUACGCUGCUCGAAUGAACUCAACCCUCUACUCCUCCUAGGGCUGUGCAGAACCAGGCACAUGUCUUUGCUUCCACUGUAGGAAUGUGACAGGGUGUUGUAGGGGAAGUAAGAGGCCGUUAUGUUCUGCUCUAGACAGAACUGUGUUUCCGAAUGGUACGCUAUCAGUUAAGUUACAUAGUAAAUUGUAUGCAGGAAUCAGAGCAGAGCAAUGACAGUCAGUUGCAUAUAUGUUUAUUAAUUCCCCAGAGAUCGGGGCAAUUUCUGCCCCCUUGAUACAAACUUUUAUUCCCUGUCAGGGAAGACAAGUGUCCCAGUUUUCCCUGGUGCAGUUAACAAAGAGCCCAUGUAACCAGCCAUGGGGAAGGAGCUUGAGAGAGCAGCAUGGGGCCACUUCCCCUUCGAGACCAAAAUAGUUUGGGGCUCCCACUGGAAACUGUGCUGCUGAUGGCAGGACAGUGUGACAGGGUCAUUCGUCCCACCAGCUUCCUCUUUCCCCAUUUCCAAAUUUCUCCCUGUGACAUUUCAAGCUACAAGGCUCCCAUCUCAGAACUUUGACUUUGAAUGUCUUUUCAUAUCGGCCUUAAAGAAGAUGGUGUCAUCAGUGACCUUUUUAAAAGACCACGGGGGCUUAAUUAAAAACUAAACUUGGCCACUUAAUUCAGAUGAUCCUGUCGACUCCUGGGUGCUGAAGUGAACUCAGCCUUGUCAGUUUGCAGCAAGCUGCUGGCACUGCCCUUUGGUGCCCCCACACUGUGAAGCUGCAGGGUGGCAGGCAGGCUCUGGCCCAGGCCUAAGGACCGCCAUGCCCCCUUGGUGAGAGAGAGAGAGAGAGAGAUGGGGCCACUGGGAGCCAAGGGGCUCUGCGGGAGAGGGGAGGAGCCCACUGGAGCCUGAGGCAUCUGUGCCAGGAAGGCCUGGCAAAGGAAGAGAUGGGUGACCACGUGGGCUUCCGUGAUGAGCUGGGCCUCCAGAAGAGAGGAUGCUGUCUGGUGCUGGGCUACAUGGCCAAGGACAAGUUUCGGAGAAUGAAUGAAGGUCAAGUGUACUCCUUCAGCCAGCAGCCCCAGGACCAGGCCGUGGUGUCAGGGCAGCCGGUGACCCUGCUGUGCGCCAUCCCCGAAUAUGAUGGCUUCGUUCUGUGGAUCAAAGAUGGCUUGGCUCUGGGCGUGGGAAGGGACCUCUCAAGUUACCCGCAGUACCUGGUGGUAGGGAACCACUUGUCGGGGGAACAUCACCUGAAGAUCCUGCGGGCAGAGCUGCAGGAUGAUGCUGUGUACGAGUGCCAGGCCAUCCAGGCUGCCAUCCGUUCCCGCCCCGCACGCCUCACCGUCCUAGUGCCGCCAGACGACCCCGUCAUCCUGGGGGGGCCUGUCAUCAGCCUGCGGGCCGGGGACCCCCUCAACCUCACUUGCCAUGCAGACAACGCCAAGCCUGCAGCCUCCAUCAUCUGGUUGAGGAAGGGAGAGGUCAUCAACGGGGCCACCUACUCCAAGACCCUGCUUCGCGAUGGCAAGCGCGAGAGCAUCGUGAGUACCCUCUUCAUCUCCCCCGGCGACGUGGAGAACGGGCAGAGCAUUGUGUGCCGAGCCACCAACAAGGCCAUCCCCGGCGGGAAGGAGACCUCCGUCACCAUCGACAUCCAGCACCCCCCGCUUGUCAACCUGUCGGUGGAGCCACAGCCGGUGCUAGAGGACAACGUCGUCACGUUUCACUGCUCUGCAAAGGCCAACCCCGCUGUCACACAGUACAGGUGGGCCAAGCGGGGCCAGAUCAUCAAGGAGGCGUCCGGCGAGGUGUACCGGACCACCGUGGACUACACGUACUUCUCAGAGCCCGUCUCCUGCGAGGUGACCAACGCCCUGGGCAGCACCAACAUCAGCCGCACGGUGGACGUCUACUUCGGGCCCAGGAUGACCACAGAGCCCCAGUCGCUGCUCGUGGAUCUGGGCUCUGAUGCUGUCUUCAGCUGUGCCUGGACAGGCAACCCAUCCCUGACCAUCGUCUGGAUGAAGCGGGGCUCCGGCGUGGUCCUGAGCAAUGAGAAGACUUUGACUCUCAAAACCGUCCGCCAAGAGGACGCGGGGAAGUAUGUGUGCCGAGCCGUGGUGCCCCGCGUGGGGGCUGGGGAGCGAGAAGUGACCCUGACUGUCAAUGGACCCCCCAUCAUCUCCAGCACCCAGACCCAGCAUGCCCUCCACGGGGAGAAGGGCCAGAUCAAGUGCUUCAUCCGGAGCACACCACCACCUGACCGCAUCGCCUGGUCCUGGAAGGAGAAUGUGCUGGAGUCGGGGACGUCAGGGCGCUACACGGUGGAGACAGUCAGCACCGAGGAGGGUGUCAUCUCCACGCUGACCAUCAGCAACAUCGUGCGAGCGGACUUCCAGACCAUCUACAACUGCACCGCCUGGAACAGCUUCGGCUCCGACACGGAGAUCAUCCGACUCAAAGAGCAAGGUUCGGAAAUGAAGUCGGGAGCCGGGCUGGAAGCAGAGUCCGUGCCGAUGGCCGUCAUCAUUGGGGUGGCCGUAGGAGCUGGCGUGGCCUUCCUCGUCCUUCUGGCAACUAUUGUGGCCUUCUGCUGUGCCCGCUCCCAGAGAAGUACGGGAGGGAGAGCCGGGAGCUCAGGGAGGGGGACAGAGAAAAAGGCCAGGCUUAGACUGCCCCGGAGAGCAAAUCUCAAAGGCGUUGUGUCAGCCAAGAAUGAUAUCCGGGUGGAGAUUGUCCACAAGGAGCCUGCCUCUGGCCGGGAGGCUGAGGAACACCCCACCAUCAAGCAGCUGAUGAUGGACCGGGGCGAAUUCCAACAAGAUUCAGUCCUGAAGCAGCUGGAGGUGCUCAAAGAAGAGGAAAAGGAGUUUCAGAACCUGAAGGACCCCACCAAUGGCUACUACAGCGUCAACACCUUCAAGGAGCACCACUCGACCCCCACCAUCUCGCUGUCCAGCUGCCAGCCAGACCUGCGCCCAGCGGGCAAGCAGCGGGUGCCCACGGGCAUGUCCUUCACCAACAUCUACAGCACGCUGAGCGGCCAGGGCCGCCUCUACGACUACGGGCAGAGGUUCGUGCUGGGCAUGGGCAGCUCGUCCAUCGAGCUCUGCGAGCGGGAGUUCCAGAGGGGCUCGCUCAGCGACAGCAGCUCCUUCCUGGACACGCAGUGUGACAGCAGCGUCAGCAGCAGCGGCAAGCAGGACGGCUACGUGCAGUUCGACAAGGCGAGCAAGGCCUCGGCCUCCUCCUCCCACCAUUCCCAGUCCUCGUCCCAGAACUCCGACCCCAGCCGGCCCCUGCAGCGGCGGAUGCAGACUCACGUCUGAGGAUCCCAGACCUUGGGCGAGGGAGGGUCGGGAAGGGGCCAAGGGCGCUGGCUGGCUCUGCAGAGACUUAGCGGAGGACCCCAAAACCAGCCGCCUCCAGGACAGCCCCGAGGGCCUCUGCCACCACCCUCCUCCGCAGCUGCGAUCGAUCGGCACAAAUAUGGGCCCAGCUGCAGCGUGUCCGGGGCGUGAGAGCGGGGCUGUGGUCAGAAGCUGCUGCUGAGCGCAGAAGGCUCCGCGCGGGACGCUCCGGCCCCGGCCCUUUCCUGGAGGCCUUUCCUCCGCUUGCAACUCCCGCGGGCACUAGAGUGGCUCUAACUCUGCUGUAAUGAAACUGCCCUCCAUGCGCCGGGCUCCCAAUGAGCUUACCCCUUGCUGCCCAUAAGCCCCACCCCUGUGCCUGUGCUCCUGUACAGCCCUGGGGAGCGGGGGUCAAGCGCUUCCCCGGCACUGAGCUAGCUGCCCCAGAGCCCCCAGCGCCCCCUGCUGCUCACAGCCCGGACCCACAGGCUGAGAAGCCAGAUACGGCCCUGCCACCACACCGGCCCAGAGCCCAUCCCCAAUUCGUUUGGUGUUUUGUGUCCAUACUCUUGCAAUUCUGUCCUUGGACUGGAGGCCUCUCAACUCUGAGGUGGGACUGGACCAAUCAGAGACUGGUGUCUGGGAGGGAGAGGGAGGGAAGGAGGGGGAGUGCGACACUCGGGGACCCUUCUCCACCCUGUGCAGCUCAGAGCUUCCCCACCCAUCCCCCUUCGUGUACUCCCCGCCUCCCCUCAGCACAUUCGGAGACAAUACAAGGAGUGUGAGAGCUUC
Messenger RNA from Sus scrofa (pig), 4622 nucleotides. It is a transcript of the gene KIRREL3, whose product is annotated as kirre like nephrin family adhesion molecule 3. Gene Ontology annotation, biological process: cell-cell adhesion; synapse assembly. Gene Ontology annotation, cellular component: plasma membrane; cell-cell junction. The record is from RefSeq and is a predicted model, not a curated record. NCBI's taxonomy places the organism in Eukaryota, Metazoa, Chordata, Mammalia, Artiodactyla, Suidae. Gene Ontology annotation, molecular function: cell adhesion molecule binding.